AUGCGCGUGAGCUCUUCUCUCGCCGUCGCUGGCGCGUCGGCGCUCUUACUGGUCUUGACCCUGGUCCUGAGCCAGCCGACCGUCGGCGUCGAGGCCUCCAACAGCUUCUCCGGCGCCAACUCGUACUUUCUGUGGUCCCUCUCCGACUCUGAUAGGAAGGCCCACUUGAGCGCGUUGUCGGCGGCGGGCGUCAAUGUGGUGCGAGUCUUUGUGGUGCACGUGGACGCCGGGAACAAGGGCUCGUCGGCCCAGGGCACGCCCGACCUCGAGGAGUGGCAGGUGGGCAACUACCAGGACACCAUCCUCGACCGGAUCGACCUCCUCAUGAAGGAGGCCCGCGACUACGGCGUCAAGCUCAACCUCGUCUUCCAUGACCGCUACUCCCUCGGCGUGUGGCAAAAGGACGGUUAUUUCUACAAGUAUGGGUCGGCCGAGGAGUUCUACACCAAUCCGAAUGCGCAGGCGGACUUCGAUCGAAGGCUCCAGCACAUUCUGGACCACAAGAAUCCCUACUUCAAUUCCCGGCCGUGGCGCGAUCUGGGCGAGGUCGUGUGGGCCUUCGCCAUCCAGAACGAGGCCCGGGGCCACAUGCCCGACUUCCACGCCCCUUGGACCUGGCACUGCGGCCGGGCCAAGCUCAUCCGCCCCCUCAUCAACCAGACCAUCUACGUCACCACCGGAGGUGGCGCGGACUGGGCGGACAGCUACCAGGACGGCAACUUUGCGUGCGCCGAGAUCGACGUGAUCGGUGUCCACAACUACGACCAGUCGCAGAGCGAGGUCGAGUACCAGCUGAGCGCCGGCGUGGCCAAGGCCCUGAGCUACAAGAAGCGGAUCAUCUACGAGGAGUUCGGCGCGACGGGCGCCCAGCAGGCGUCGGUCAUCGGCAGCCAGGCCGACGCGGCCAACCGCCUGGGCGUGCCCUUCUGGCCCUGGGAGUUUGUCAAGUGCAGCGGCGGCGACUACGAGUACUACGUGGGCUCGGCCGCCUGGUCGGUCCACCAGGCCAAGGCCGCCGCCGCGCGCAACGCCAACAGCCCGUUCAACUGGAGUGGAGGCGGCGGCGGUGGCGGCAAGAAGGGCGACUGGCAGUUCUGCUCGGCGUCGGACCAGUGCGCCGACGGGUGCUGCUCCAAGCAGUACUCCAACGACGGCCGCUACAAGUGCACGCCCGGCGGCACCCAAUGCAUCUAA
Molecule: messenger RNA, 1194 nt
Organism: Acanthamoeba castellanii str. Neff
Lineage: Eukaryota; Discosea; Longamoebia; Acanthamoebidae
Product: beta-1,3-mannanase
Exons: 4
Coding region: 1-1194 (397 amino acids)
Molecular function (GO): hydrolase activity, hydrolyzing O-glycosyl compounds
Source: RefSeq, a predicted model, not a curated record